This is a messenger RNA of Staurois parvus, 102 nucleotides long. NCBI's taxonomy places the organism in Eukaryota, Metazoa, Chordata, Amphibia, Anura, Ranidae. The record is from the annotation of a GenBank genome assembly.
AUGAGGAGGAAGAAGAGGACGGAGAGGACCGGGAAACGGGCUCGGGCCGGGUGGUGGCCGAGGAACAUUUACUCCGAUAUGCGCCGGACCCGGUGGUGGUGA